AUGACUUCAUCCUCAUGCUCUUCGGGCCCUGCACUCCUGACCCGGUUUGUCCUCAAUCAGGACCUUCCCUUCGAAGUCCUUGCAGGUCUUGUUGUACCGGAAUUGCUCCAAGCACUUGACAAAGCUCUGCUUCGGACCGAGAGACCCCUAAUCUCGAAAGCAGGUCAGGCUACCCUGAGUAGCACUAUGCUUCACUAUAAUCACUGA
Penicillium mononematosum is the source of this 207-nucleotide messenger RNA. RefSeq lists its product as uncharacterized. The record is from RefSeq and is a predicted model, not a curated record. Bases 1 to 207 code for a protein of 68 amino acids. Lineage: Eukaryota; Fungi; Ascomycota; Eurotiomycetes; Eurotiales; Aspergillaceae. The transcript has a single exon.